UUGGUGGUUUUCAGAGGGUUUUUGGCGAUCAGAGGGAGAGAGAAAGACUAGUUUUUUUUUGGUUUUAGAGAGAGAAAAAUGGGUGUUGUUUGAACCGGAAGAAAAAAAAAUCUAGAUUUUCCGGGAAAAUAUGGGAUAGAGAGAAAAUGGGUGAGAAAAUAGCGUAAAUUUCCGUAUUAUUGUUUGUUUGAUUUCUCCGACAAUUCCCCGAUCUUACAUUCGCCUGAAAGUUCUCGAGAUUUUUCGAUUCUGGGCGUAGAGAUUUGAGGUUUGAGCGAAAAAUCAUUGGCUAGAGGACUUAGCUUUCGGAUUCUCUUUGGUGGUGGUGGUAGCUCGCGACGUGUAUAUUAGUUGAAGGGAUUAAUCUGAGUCCGGGUUCUUUGUAGUUGAUGUAAAUUUUCGUGGUAUGAUUUUUAAGAUAUGGUGAUGCAGAAGAGGUUGGAUUACGGAUUCAAUGGCUAUCAGGUGCCUGUCACUCCUAAAGCUUCUAGAUCAGCAAGGAAGCGUCGUGCAGUUAGAAAGAUGGUUGAAGACAAUGCAAUGGGUGCAUUUGACUUGUUGGCGACUGUAGCUGGCAAGUUAUUGCUCGAGGGAGAGAGUUCUCCGGCUUCCAGUCAUACAUCAAUCGGAAAAGAUCAAUGUGCAGGUAUUAAGGAGAAUUAUCUGGCUGGAGAUAAAACCUUGAAAGCAGAACCUUGUGAUCGAGGCAGUUCUGACAGGAUACCUUUGGUAUCUGAAUAUAAGUCAACAGGUCAGAAUCUAAGUUCGUGCUCCAAGGCUUCUCCAGUUCAUCAGAUUGAAAGUCAUUCGGUUAUGACAACUUCUGAUUGCUCGGAGAGGUUUGUUUCUGACAUGUUGGCAAGUGGAAAAUGCAAGAAUGAAUUGGGAAGUCUUACUGGGAAAAUAGAAGCAGGCUAUUCUGGGAACAGGGAGUCUGGUGAAUGUAAAUUAGAUAAUGAAGUUAAAGUAUUAGUAAAGGAUGAGACUAAUAAGAGUGGGGAGGUGGUUACCAGUACCGGGCCUGAUAUGUGCAGUUUUCAGGAUCCGGUUGUCUGGGAAGGUGAACCUCCUCCACUACUUAGUUCAGAUAGUAGCACCAAGGUGCCUAUGUAUGUAGACCAUAUUCCUCAGAGAUCUUUCCCCGCUAGCCGGGAUGAUGUAAAAUUAGUUGGUAGAGAUGAUGACGAAAAUUUCUUUGGGUGUACUCACCCUAGUACAGCCAUGAAGUAUUCAAGGCCAGCUCCGUCGCGUAUUGGAGACCGAAGAAUACGGAAAAUAUUGGCUUCAAAAUAUUGGAAAGUAGCUCCAAAGUCGAAGGAUGAGACACAUUCUAAUUCCUGUAAGUGGCUGCCUCGUACUAAAAGAAUUUAUCGGGAUAUGAAACCAAAUUACCACAACAGGAAGAAUUGCUACAAACGGCAAAGAUCUCAAAUGAAUAUGCCUUUCAAGAAAAGGAGGCUUUUUGACCGUAGCACAGUUCCAAAUCCUGAUCAAGGUAUUAGUAGAGAGGGAUUCUUUGACUUGCGCGGGAAGGGAACCAAAGGAAAUGCUUCUGCUUCGUGUUCAAAGAUGCAAGCCACUGGGAUGUCUUCUUCGGUAGGAGGUCAGCACUCAUCUUUCCAAUCAAGGAAUUCACAUGUGAAGCUCAGGAUCAAGUCGUUUAGGGUUCCAGAGCUAUUUAUUGAGAUUCCGGAGACGGCAACUGUUGGUUCAUUAAAGAAAACAGUUAUGGAAGCAGUGACAGCUGUACUUGGAGGUGGAUUAUGUGUUGGUGUACUUCUUCAAGGAAAGAAAGUGAGAGAUGACAACAAAACUUUACUGCAAACAGGAAUUUCUCAAGAUGACCAUCUAGAUUCUGUGGGAUUUUCCUUGGAACCCAACCCUUCCCGAACCCCUCCACCUUUAUGUUCUGAUGGUUCUCCCAGUAUGCUUCCUUGUGAUGAUGUAAAGCCUUUAACAAGGUACCAACCGGGUCCUACUGGCGAACCACUACCUGAGCCUCAUUUGGCCAGUUUUGGGAGCUACAUUGAAAGUGAUCAUGAUUCAGCACCCUCUCCAACUGAUAUGUCAGCUGAAAAAAGCACAACAGAUUCUAAAGCACUGGUUGCUGUUCCAGAUGUGAGUGUGGAUGCACUAGCUGUGGUUCCUGGGAACAGGAAAUCAAGGCGGUUUGAUAUUGGACAGCGCCGAAUUCGUCGACCUUUCUCUGUUACUGAAGUGGAAGCACUUGUCCAAGCGGUUGAGAAACUUGGUACCGGAAGGUGGCGUGAUGUUAAACUACGAGCUUUUGACAAUGCUAAGCAUCGAACAUAUGUGGAUUUAAAGGAUAAGUGGAAAACCCUAGUGCACACGGCUAGAAUUUCUCCUCAACAGAGGCGGGGAGAGCCCGUCCCGCAAGAGCUCUUGGACAGGGUCCUAACAGCUCACGCGUACUGGUCCCAGCAGCAAGCCAAACAACAGCUCAAACAGCCCGAGACUUGCCUUCUCGUCUAGAUGUUCGAUCAAUUGUGUUCUUUUUGUAUCUUUGUUAAUGAUGUAGAAAAAGUAUGACAAGAAAGUAGGAGUUGAAGGAUGUUUAUGUAAUAUCAGUCUGGUCCGUCGUCGCUCUUGCCACGGCUCCCUUUCCCCGAACGGAGAGGCCGCCGGCCCUUGUAAAUGGAUGACAAAAUAAGAAGAGAGAUGGCUAACUGAAUUCUUUAGAAACCCAAGUUGUUGGUUGGUGUUUCCUGAUCUUUUUUUUUUCUUUUUUCUGGUAAAUGUGUGGUUUGGGUUGUUAUGAAGGUCUUAGUUAAUGUAAUGCUGAUUUAGUUGUUAAUUUAGGGUUAAUGCUAAUUCUUGUAAUCUUCCAAUUUGCAUUUCAGUUGCAAAUAGAUAUUAUAAUUUCAAGGCCAUCUUGGUCUUCGUGUA
This is a messenger RNA of Pyrus x bretschneideri (Chinese white pear), 2907 nucleotides long. RefSeq names its product telomere repeat-binding protein 5. NCBI's taxonomy places the organism in Eukaryota, Viridiplantae, Streptophyta, Magnoliopsida, Rosales, Rosaceae. The transcript is spliced from 10 exons. The coding region runs from base 421 to 2493 and encodes 690 amino acids. The record is from RefSeq and is a predicted model, not a curated record.